Messenger RNA from Dermacentor silvarum, 8226 nucleotides. Its product is annotated as sedoheptulokinase-like. NCBI's taxonomy places the organism in Eukaryota, Metazoa, Arthropoda, Arachnida, Ixodida, Ixodidae. The transcript has 4 exons. The record is from RefSeq and is a predicted model, not a curated record. Gene Ontology annotation, molecular function: sedoheptulokinase activity. The coding region runs from base 1 to 1017 and encodes 338 amino acids. Gene Ontology annotation, cellular component: cytosol.
AUGUCGGACAAGGCCAACGUCGACGCCCAUCUCGAGCACGCUGAAGAAGUUCGGCAGCUCGUCUUCCCGCGUGUCACGAAUGUGUCGACUGCUGACAUGGCAGUCUGCGACGACGCUACGUGGAAUACGAACCCGGAGGCCUUGCUUGGACUCCGUGAGGCGGGCUUCCCGGUGGACCUCCUCCCGGACGUGGUGGAGCCGGGCGCAGUGGCCGGCCGCCUGGAGCACCCCUGGUACGGCAUCCCCGCGGGCACGCCCGUGCACGCCGCGCUCGGGGACAUGCAGUGCUCCGCGCUGUCUGUCGGCGCCGGAGACACCGACGCCGUGCUGAACAUGAGCACGUCGGCGCAACUGUCGUUCCUCCUGGAGCCGUCGUUCGUGCCACGGGCCAGCGUCGAGACGGGUAGCGCCCUGGAGGCCUUUCCUUACUUUGGCGGCCGGUACCUGGCUGUGGCCGCCUCCCUCAAUGGUGGCAACGUGCUAGCCAUAUUCGUUCGCAUGCUACAGCAAUGGAUGCACCAGCUAGGUACGGGAAUUCCUGAGAGCGCCAUCUGGGAGCGGCUUCUCGCGGCUGGAACCGACGAACGGAGCGCCGCCUCGACCAACGCCCAAUCGUCGUCGGCCGACGCAGCGACGACACCGCCCCCACCGGACCUGGUAGUGACACCGACGGUGUUUGGCGAGCGCCACAUGCCGGGCGCCCGCGGAUCUGUGUCCGGUAUCGGGCCGCAGUCGGCGCUCAGCCUGGGCGCGGUGCUGCGGGCCCUCUGUCAGGGUCUUGCGCGCAACCUGCAUACCAUGAUGCCCCGCGAAAUGCUGGAGCGCGCGGGCGUCCGCCGAAUCGUUGGCACGGGCAAAGCGUUGACACGCAACGCGUGCCUGAAGCAGGCCGUCCACGAAGUUUACGGCAUUCCUCUCGAGCUGGGCGGCAAGGGCGACGCGGCGCUGGGAGCUGCGCUGGCGGUGCUCGCCCACGUCGAGCGCGGCCGCGCCACUGGCUCCAGCACCAAGGCUUAGUCGGGGUCGCAAGAACGAGCGGGUGAUGAUGCGGAUGGCGUUCGUUUCUUACUGCCCAGGUAUAGCGUUGAAUGAAGAAUCCUCCUUCCCUCCCCCCCCCCCUUCCCGAAAAAAAAAAGCGCACCUAAGGCGCUCAGAACUGGUCACCACUGUGCCGCACGUCGUUCUUGCCUGUCGUAAUGUUCGUCAUUUCGCGGUGUACCUUCGAAAUUAGCGACUGUUGCGUGCUGCGUGGCAUCAGAGGACAGUGUCACAGCGUCACUUCCUUGCAGAGCUCAUCAUCCCAGUGAGGGCUUGUCUGUUCAUGGCGACAUCUAUAAUGCUUACCUAAAGGUUACAAGGAAGUUUCGUUGGUUGGUAACCUUGUUGCUGCGGAGUGGGUGACGCUGGCGCGGCUCAAAUGUGCGUUGCGCCUAAAAUGCUCCAAACGUCUGUGCACUGCAACAACACAAUGUUCCUGCUGCGAUCAAUAGUGCUCUUUAAACACAUGAAUUGGUGAUCUGGCUCAAGACCCGGCGCAUUGAUAUCAUUGUUAAAGCUUGGUUUCUGGUGUGCUUUAUGAGAACAUUCAUACCUUGUAUGUUAUCUAUCUGUUUCUGUGGAAGUAGUGUACAUGCAGGAUACCCUAAGCUGCAAUGGGAGAUAUUUUGCUAGUCAAUACAAUACCAUAUUCUUUUGUCACUGGACAGUGGAAGUGUUCCAGCAUGGCUGUCGAUUUCUCUUUACCUGUUCACGAGAACAUCGGACGUGUCCAUUGGCGGUGUGAAAAUAUCCGCCAUGUUAUAAAAUCAUGAUGCAAUGAUGCAAUAGCAUCACCUUUGUGAUUUGCCAGUUUGCCGACCGUGCACUUGAGGGCAGUGGUGAAUAACUGCAAUAUGAAUGCAUUGCCAAUAGGUUGCGGCUCAUCAGGGUGACAAGAAAAAUGAAGCGAGUGCUGGGAGCUACAAAAGAUGUUUUAGAAAUGUACAUUCAUACCGGCAUUGUGAACGUUCUUUGUGACUGUCAUGUUGCCCUUUCUUUGACUAGAGUGUAUGUGAAAUCCUAGCUGUUGGACUCAUAUUUUACCCCAACUUGGUUAUGUUGUUUUUAGAGGAAACAUCUACUCUUCAUAUUUUUUUCUUGACCAUUGCAGAGAAGCACACACUUACCACCAUCUAGCACAAGGUACAAUUUAAAUUAUAGGAACAAAGGUUCUGAGAUUCCGUGUUACCUCUAUGAUAUAAUGUUGCUUGGAGAAAGAUGGGACAAGAAAGAUGGGACAAGAAAGUUAGUGUGAGUCAAAAGUAGGAAUGAUAUGCUAAAAAUACAUGUAUAUUUAUUCUGCAGUGCCUGGCAUAUGCAAGAAACACAAAUACGAAGCAAAAUUGUUUCUGGGGUGCAUAGCACGUACACCAGUUACUAUAGAUUUGGUGCUCGAGCAUGAUGUAAAGUGCCUGCGUCAAGUAUCUGUUGUACAAGAAUAGUUUGACCAAGUUCAGAUACUAUAUUCAUUACCGAUUACACAAAACCCAAGUCAAAUGAACGAUAGGCACUUAUCUGCCUGUCAAGAAAUCUUUUUUGUACUAUUGCAGAUUGUUGUUUGGAAGUUUGAUUACGUUUUUCAAAGUGAUAAAGAUAAACACAUCUUGUAUGAUAUUGUGCCAGCGAUGUCUGAAGCACCGCUUAUUGUUGACUCUUGUGGCGCUCUGAGAGGGAAAACACUGCAACGCAUAAAGUACGUAAGAUGCACUUCAGAAACAGAAAGGGCACUGUGGUUUGCCACUUGCAACUCCUUUUUUUGUCUUCUGGUGAUACAAGCUGCAGAAUACACGAUAGAAGUAUAAGUGUGUGCCUGUUGGCUAGUAAUUUCGCUUGACAUGCCCACAACCAACAGCAGUUCACUAAGGCAUAGCGGUGUUUUACGCAGCGCAUGAAUGGCUUUGGGAAGUGUACGCGCUCUUUCUCCUCUGUACUUUUCCUUAAGCCAUUCAUGCACUGCGUAAACACCACUCGGAACUCUGAACAACUCGCCCAAGCUUCCACCCUUGUUCACUAAGGCAGAUUGGGCCCUACCUACAAGACGAAGGCCUGCACAUUUUAUCCACAAAUAAAGAAGGCGUUUUGUUGCGUGAGACCAUGUGUUUUGGAAUAAGACAAACAUUUUCUUAUUUGAUAUCUUUAUCCUUUCGACCCACCGCGUUAGUGCAGUGGUUAGGCGUUCUGCUGCUGAGCACGAGGUGGCAGGCUUGAUACCCGGCCAUGGCGACCGCAUUGUGAUAGGGGCGAAACGCAAAAAAAAAGCGCUCGUGUACUUAGAUUUGGGUGCACGAUGAAGAACUCCACGUGAUAAAAAUUAAUCCAGAUCCCCAGGGCUGCUUUGGGACGUUAAACCGCGUGAAUAAAUAUUUAUCGUAUUCGAUGCCGUAUUCUUUGCAAAGGUCAGGGCAAAUGCUUAAAAGCUCUGUGAUAAGCAGAAUGUGUGCGAGUUUAGUAAGAAACUAUAGAGAAGGGCAAGGCUAAUGUACUCGACGUGUUUUUUUUUUUUGCUGCCGAAACGUAUAAGUUCUACUGUCAGCUGCUGUCUGACCAUUUCAUAGCUCUGUGGUCUCUACCUUUAUUCGGGACGGCCAACAGAAACCGCGACUGUGGUGUACCGCACAGCUGGUGGUGCGAGUACAUAUUGCUAUCGUGGCUCGCCUCAAAACCCACGUAUGGGGUAAUAAGCGUUGACGAUGUGGAAUGCGCAGGAUGACAAUCACUGAUGUUGUUGACUCUGCAGUUGUGUAGGCACACGUGCUUGUCGUCGUUCUCUUUAAUAGUCUUUCAUGCUCUGUUUUAGGCUAAACAACGAACUGAAUAUCACCAUCUCCACUAGAACACUUGCAAGCUUUGAAUCGCAGCAGAUUCAUUUUCCGUCAUCCAAUUAAAUCUAUUUUCCUUACCAGGAAGGUUGUUUGUCAUAUAACAGGUCAGUUGAAGGGACUGACAUAUCGCUACCAUUCUGCUGAUCAAACUCGAUUCGAUUGUAUUCUUCACCUCGUGUCCCUGUGGCAGGCUGGAAUGAUGAUUUUGGCAAGCAAUUGCAAGUCUUCACUGUCGGCAACGUGCAGGUAGACUACUGUCCCAGAAGUUGCCAACACUGUUCUUGUACUGACGGCACUAUGUUGUUGCACGCUUGCUUGCCCAGCUUAUUAUUUUCCGCAGUGCAGGGGACUCUGAUAAGCAUUCCCAUCUGUGCAUAUGAUCAAUGCAUUCCUGUGUUGCUUAACACACUGUACUGCGGAAAGGGUAUGUAACUUUAAAAUCCUUGUUGAUAUUGUGCAGUACAUACAGGAAGGCGUACCUUAUCAUUACCAACAUUUUGUAUACCCUUAAUUUAAUGCACCGCUCUGUGUAUGUACAGAGGUCAGCAAACUUCUCUAGAAUGCACGAACCACGUUCUUGGGACUGUGCUGGCGACAUCUGGAGAUGACAUGUGGCACAAAAUCAGCUGUAUGUGAAGUUGCGUGACUACAGUUACAUUUACAGUUUGCAUUGAUUUCUCUCGACCAGGUGGUCGGCUUAAGCUUUGGUGGCAGCUUUGGCCCUCAUGAGUGUUUCUAGGCAAGUGUAUUGACCUUUGUACAACACUUCCACCAAUCCCCGCUUCUUCUGGACUUUAUUUGGACGAUAACUGUCUGCCUGUAUUGAGAAAAAAAAAGCUGAACAAAUCCGCUCGCUUGAUUCUUGGGAGAUGCCCUCUGUGAUUUUGCUUUGUCUCAAACUGGAUGUUGGACAAAUGACGAUGUUUGCAACAAUAGUAGCUCAGUAGGAAUUAUAAGAUAGCUCCUAAAUUUCUGUCAAAAGGUAACCGUGUGGCUGCACAGUGCUUGAUGGAUGUGCCAUUCAUAUCCAACAAAAGUGGAAGACAGUGUAAUAAAUUAGGUGAACCAUGUUAGAAUAAUUGAAGUGGUAUGUGUUGUCGCUACACCCGAGUUCUAUGUAAAUUGUCUUCUUGCAGGUGGGUGCAUGAACAGAGUUUGGGAUAAAGAAAGUGAGCUUACGACGCAUAAAAACUAGUAUUUGUUAGGAGUAAUAUGUUGGGAGUGGCAUAGUUUCUGUUUCACUUUUGUGACUUUGUAUUCUGCGUUGCGGUGUUUUUUUUAUGUUGUAUGAAAUAGUGCUCAAGUUUGGACCAUUACAGCUGCUUACAUGAGUCGUGAACACUGUGUAGCUUAUUUGUGAUGGUACACAAAAUGUUGUGCCACUUUCUUUGAGCUCACUGUGGGGAAGGUGUCAGUCGCAGGUUUUCCACGUUCUAAGUUGCUGACAGUUCUUUUCAUCUGCUCAGAGACAUCGUUCUUGUAGUUUUGAACUUUUUAAAAACGUUGUGCUUCAUUUACAAAUCAUUUUGAUGUAUUUUCCGGAUCGGACAUUAGGGUGCUUUAAUUCUAAAUUACUUGAAGUGGUCAGGACUUCACUUACAGGGAGGGACCUUGUAACACUUUUCGAAGUAGUCUGAUUUUACAUCUGAUGUCAUUUCAUCGCCCUUUAUUGUCUCAUGAAAACCGACUGCUUAGAAACAGAUGGAAAAAAUGUGUAUGUUAUCUCAUGCACUCAACAAUUAACCAAACGAAUAACACGAAUGUGAAAUGUCACCUUGGCUUAAUUUACGAAAACUUUCCACUUGUAACUUCGUGCAGUGAGUAGCAAGAAUUUGUACAGCCAACAUUAGGAGCAUGUAGCGUGCAUCGCUUACAUGCGGCAUGACAUAGUGGCAGAUUUCUUGUCGCCCAUUUCCGUAAGUGUUAUUAGGUUUGUAUCCGUUGUUGCACUAACUGUGCCUAGCAUGUGGAAAUGCGUUUCAGCAUAAGUGGCUGUGGCCAUUCUUGAAGAGCUGUAACAAACGCAAAUUAAACACUGACUAAUAAGAUGCAGUUUAUGUGUUCCACAUAAUGUCACCUGUCAGGACAACCAAAGCCAAGGUUGCAUCACACUUUCCUCAUGAAACCUCGAAUUCAUCGACAUGCGAUGGCUGUCACAGCAGUGCACGUGCUCCAAGGUGUGCACACUUUCUCUUCACCAAUUAACGUUGGUUGGUACUAUAAACACACUGUUUUGGCGAAUGGCAGGCUUGUGAAAGAAAUCAACAAAAUGGUACCAAGAGUAAAGGCAACAAUGCAACACUGCUAUGCUAGUGUAUAAUACAGCUGUUUCUGAAGCAUCUCCUUUAAGUACAUGCGAGAAUUUGGAACACCUAGAAAGAAGAUGCUACAGAAUUAAGGUGCUUUCAUGCUUUAAAAUAUUUUAUACAUGUACAGAGGUCAACAGACUUCUCUAGAAUACGCGAACCACGUUCUGAGGACUGCGCUAGUGAAUAUGAAGAUUAUGUGUCGCACAAAAUCGGUUGUAUGUGAGGUUGCUUGAUUACAUAUGCUGUUUUGAUUGAUUUAUCUCGACCUGUUGGUCGGAUUCAGCUUUGGUGGCUGCUUUGGCCCUCAGGAUUGUGUUCUAGACAAGUGUGUUGACUUCUGUACUCGUUGUUAACCAAAGGCUGCGGGUGAUCAGGGUGAUUUCAAAAGCGUCACUAUUGUGUGGUCUUGUUAUGAGCAUGAAGGUCAACUUCUGUUGGAGAACUCCUUAAACUAAUGCUAUGUAACUAUAUACACUCAUAAAUUUAGUUCCAAUAGAGCUCCAUUUAAACAAAAAAGCUAUAAUGUUAGGAUUACCUACCAUAACCACCUCAGUUUGGCGAGUGCACCUUCCACAGCUCGGUGCUUGGCAAGACAAAAAAAAAAAAACAGCAGGUUGCAUGUGGAGUAAUUUUGUUUAUACAUUCUUGUCUAGCUGACAGUUCUACUGACUUAACUGGUCCAACAAUGAUGUCAAUGUUCUGGUUUGCUCAUUCACCAAAUGACAAACGAGGUCGUGUUCACCCUUUUUGAGCACCGAUAGCAGUGGGGAGCACUUCAUUUUCUAGGACCUCGACAUUGUUUUCUUAGAGAAAAAUUGCAGGACAAAAAUUAUUCCGCAUAGCCUCACUCACCGUUUCCCCAUUGAUCGCAUGCACAUUUUAAGGCUUUGGUGCAGUGGCAGUUGCAGUGAUAAGUUUUCACUGUGCACUGUGUACUACAUUUGACAAAGUUGUGGUGUAGCUGUGGCUUGGCGAUUUUAUUCAGUAUUGCUGACUUUAUCAGCCCUCCAGUGGAAUACAAGAUUAUGUAAGCACUCUAUUUUUUGGUAGCUUCUAGAGCUAAGGGUUUGAAGAAGUCAGUAUUUAUUGAGCUGAUGACACCUUACUAAGGUGAAAGCUUAGCGGAGAAACUUCGGAAUGAUUUAUGCAUGAGUGCUGUGGUAUGGUACCUCUCAGGCAGACUUCUACCUCCUUAUGAAACUGCACAGACAACUUAUUGAGUUGCUCAUUUAUUGCAAAUUUAUUACUAUUGCUGGUAUACCAUGCUGAUAUAUUGCAUAUACAGACUCAUAAUUUCCCUAAACUGCUUACAGAAUAGAGGUGGAAUUCGUGUUAAUUGGAAUGAAUUUUGCUGGAAUAGUAUGGCAGGCAAAACAUGAUUAGUGGACUACACACCAAAAUGUUUUUGUAGGAUACACCAAUUAGUGUAACGUAAGUAGAAGUCUAGAUUUCUUUGACAGGAAAAUAAAGCUAAUUGUGGUAAUUUAGAAGCUUAGACACAGAAAUAAUAAAAUGUACAUUAAACUGUAUUUACACCACUGUAAUGUAGAUGAUGCAGUGUAAUGAAACUGCGGGUAGUGCAUGAACAUGCGAUAGUGAAACACUGCUCAGGAAUUAUGUACUCCUUUGUUUGGACGAAGUGUGCCAGUAGUGCAGCCCUCCAAUGCGGAGAAGAGGAUCAGUCACAUUUUCAGUCGAUAUUUAAGGUGGCUGAGCUUCAAAUUAAGGCGAGAAAUCGCUAUGACAGAAUAUUGUAGCAUGUAUUCAUAAAUAAUUGGCACAUUAAAUUUGCCGAGAAGCAUAUACAUGACUGUGUACAUAGUUAUUCUUUCACAUUCAUUUGAACGAAGCAGUGAUGUGUCUACAAAUGUUCUAUCUUUGUGGCUACUGCUGUUUGCCUGUUGGUAAUUUGUUACACACUCUGUAAAAUAGUCUCAAGUUUGUCUUCUUUUCCGCCACGAACAUGGACAGUUCCUUUACUUACGUGUGAUAUCUGUUCAUGUUGUUGUUCUUGUCAUUCCUUACUUUCACUCUGUUAAAUAAACUGAAAACAUUCA